AUGGAGCGCGCAGCACCUCUCGUCUUCUCCCUGCUCUGUGCGGCGUUCUUCUUUGGCUCCGCCGCGUCUGCUUCAAUCUUCCCGCCAUUCCUCGCACACCUCGGCAGCCCUCCAGGCGCGGCGUCUGCCGCUCAGGCCGUCAAGCCCUUGUAUUGGAAAGGGAAGACCGUGAUCAAGUACGUGGCAAAAAUGCCUCCCACUAAGCAAAACGGCAAGGUGGUUGGCGACAAAGGCGCGUGGGGGAGAUAUGUCAUCAAGGUGGUCAGGUACUCAGCAACAACAUACUAUGCCACGUAUGACGCUUUCAUCAUGAGCAUCAAAUCGGGAGGCAAGGAGCCUUACCAAGGCACGGGGGCGUCGUGCGCGGGCGACGUGACGCAGGGCGGUGGCCAGUGGACCAACAUCACAAGUGACAAGAACGGCCGCCUCAAGCGCUACAGCUUCACGUCCCACCUCAGUUUUGGACCAAAGUCCCUGGCUGAAAUGAAGACCAUGAUUGCUCUGGGACUUAAGCAAGCCGGAGGCCCUUACAUAAAGAUUGGGCAUGAGAAGAACCCGCACGCGAUCUGCGGGAAGCUCAAGAAGGUGAAGGGUUAG
Molecule: messenger RNA, 597 nt
Organism: Closterium sp. Naga37s-1
Lineage: Eukaryota; Viridiplantae; Streptophyta; Zygnematophyceae; Desmidiales; Closteriaceae
Source: the annotation of a GenBank genome assembly